This is a messenger RNA of Galleria mellonella (greater wax moth), 5139 nucleotides long. RefSeq names its product GPI ethanolamine phosphate transferase 2 (gene PIG-G). Lineage: Eukaryota; Metazoa; Arthropoda; Insecta; Lepidoptera; Pyralidae. Gene Ontology annotation, biological process: GPI anchor biosynthetic process. Bases 312 to 3395 code for a protein of 1027 amino acids. Gene Ontology annotation, cellular component: endoplasmic reticulum membrane. The record is from RefSeq and is a predicted model, not a curated record. The transcript has 13 exons.
GCCAAUGAAAUGAAAUAAUAAUAUAAAUUGAAAUGAAGUAAUCGUAAACAAUAUAUUAAUUACAUACAAUACAAAAUAGUUCUGUAUUAUAUUUCAAUUAAUUGUAUAUUCAUUUUCACUACACAAUUAUAUAAUGCAUACAGACGUAUUAAAUUGAUUGCCAAACCUGAUUUUGCCGGGAAAUUCAUAGGUGUAAUACUGAGUAUACAUUGUGAUUUAUGUUUGCAAUCUCGAUUUUUCAUUAACGCAAUACCGGCGUGUGCGGUUAUUUAACUUUACUAGGCAAUUAGUAUAAUAUCGUCAUCUGAAACAUGCAGUCCUGGCUGCAGAACAGAUGGACAAGCCUUUGUCUCCUUGUUAUAGCUAUAGGGGCAUUAAUGUUGUUCCUUUAUGGAUUUUUUCCAUUAAAAUAUCAUUCAGGAACACUGGCCCAUAUGGAUGACUUGCCUAACUUUAUUGAUGGUGUCAGUAUUGAUGGUCAUGAAGUGUACAAUUCUGGUGAGAACACAGUAAUCCUCAUGGUGAUUGAUGGCUUGCGAUAUGACUUUGCAACAGAAGAAUACAUGCCUUACACUGGACAGUUAUUAAAAAAUAAAUCAGCCUGUAUCUAUGUGUCAGUAGCAGAACCACCUACAGUCACUAUGCCUAGAAUUAAGUCACCAGAGAGAAAAAAGGAAAAGGCACAAUGGAGACGUACCAUAAACUUCUGGAGGGACAUAUUUGCUAUGAUGACCGGCAGUGUGUCAACGUUUGCGGAUGUAGCUCUGAAUUUCGGCGCGCCAGCUGUUCGUGGUGACAGCGUACUGCGCGUCGCUGCCUCUAGGGGGCGCCGCUCCAUUAUGUACGGAGACGACACCUGGCUGAGACUGUUUCCUGGACUUUGGGCCGAAUAUGAUGGGACUACGUCGUUUUAUGUCACAGACUAUACUGAAGUGGAUAACAACGUGACGAGACAUUUAGACAAAGUUCUAACUCCAGAUGAAAAUAAGAAACCAACUUUCGACUUCCUAGUACUACACUAUUUAGGGUUAGACCAUAUCGGUCAUUUGGAAGGUGCACGCAGUCCCAUGAUUAAACCUAAACUCCUCGAAAUGGAUGGUGUGGUGAAGAAAAUAUUUACUGCAAUGCAAACAUGGGAUCGUGCAGGAACACUGAUAGUGUGCGGUGACCACGGUAUGCGCGACGCGGGCGGACACGGCGGCGCAUCUCCCGCCGAGCUGCUCGUACCGCUCGUGCUCGCUCGCACACCAGACUUCGUCUGCCCACACUCAAAAGGUCCGGGCCCGACAGUGGCGCAGGUGGACGUGGCGCCAUCUGUGGCGUGGCUGCUGAACGCGCCCAUACCAGGCGAGAGCGUGGGCCGCAUGUUACCCGCGCUACUGCCUUCGGAUUCUCGCCAACACCUUUACCUGCUGCACGUACUAGCGGCACACAACGCCCGCCAGGGUGUGCCCACAAACGCAGAAUUCUACAAGCAAUUCCAACGUGCCCAAACACAAUUCGCUCAUUACCUAGCGACAGGACAGAAGAGCGCCGCCAAAAUAGCAAAGGAUUUUUAUGAGGAAUCUCUAGAAGCAAUGUCCAGAUAUCUCUCGGAGCAAACGGUCGACUUGGAUAUGUUUGCAAUUGGCAUUGCUGUCUUCCUUCUGUACUUUAUCGCAGUCACCUUGCUUUGCGUGACAUUAUAUUCCCUCCAACCAGAGCACAGCCGUAAAACAAGUACAGGUCACCAUCACAGGUCUACUGCUGGGUCCUUCCUCGCCUUCAUUAUAGUACUAUUCAUCUGUUCCACCACCCUCGUAAUAUCUUGCUUCAUCACAGAAACCAAAAGUCAAUUUUGUUCUUUCAACUCCGCCUGGAUUUUAGUCUUUGGACUAACCGCGUGUGUAAUAACUAUGGUUUAUUUCAUAACUAAAACUGCAAUAGAGAACACAAGAGACCUAACGAUCCUGAAGGAUUUGAAUCUUAUAGAUUAUUUGUUAAUAUUUGGUACAGUCUUCCAUUCGUGGUCAUUCUUCGGUACCAGUUUCAUAGAAGAGGAACACAUGACAUGGUAUUUCUUCUGGAAUACCCUCAUGUUAUUCAUAUUGCUAAGGACUGUGGUGGUUGUAUUAAUGUAUUUGGGUAAAAUGUUUGUUGGAGCGACCGAGGUGCAGGAGAAACCGGAAUUACACAAGAGAAUGGACAUUAAUAUUGGUCUAUUGCCAAAAUGGGUCUUGCUCAUCGCUUUACAUAGGUAUCUCAAAACAAUGAAUCAAACUGGAGACCGGUGGUUAUUCUUACCCGACACAGCAGAUUGGUUGAACGCUCCGGAAAAUGCUGUGUUUUUACAAGCCCAUUUGGUCGUAGGAACACUUCUGACGUUAAUAAUAUGCCUAUGGAAUGUACGUUGCAUGAACAACGUUAUGCAUAUGCAUACCGCAUUCACAGUACUAGCCACGGGCUGCAUACUAUGUUAUCGUAUAAGUACCAAAGCGUUAGACUCACCCUUCGAUUACAUACAAUCUUGGGACCCUGUGAAUAUAGUCAACUUGUUCUGGGGACUCCUUAUAGCGCAAUUCGUCUUCGAGAUACUCACAUACGUUGGAAUAUUCAGGAGCUGCGGGGUGAAUUCAUUAAAAACACAGAGUAACAAAAAGUUUGUAUACAACAAACCGAAAGCGAAAACAGAAGAUUACUUCUAUGAUCCUCUCGCGGAAGAGCCGUGGAACCUCGAAGAAGUUAAACUAAGUUUGGCGUGUUCGAUUUCGCACCUUAUGCUGAAUUAUUUAAUGCUCAUUGUCAUUCUACUGAUGCGACCUCACAACGUUAUAAUGGUGCCCAGUGUCUACAUAACGUGCAUGCUGACGUCGAAGUGCGUGAAUCACAAACUACUGGAUACGAGGCCGGGGAGGGAUACUGAAAUAGUCGAUACCUUGAGUCAGGUUCUAGUACACCUAUGGAUCGGUCAGGUGUUUUUCUUUUAUCAGGGUAACAGCAACAGCCUGGCGUCGGUGGACCUGGGCGCGGGCUACGUGGGGCUGCGCGAGUACAGCGCGUGGCGCGUGGCGCUGCGCAUGGGGCUGCACGCAUACGGCGGGCCGGCUGUCGCGGGCGCCGCGCUCUUCGCGCGCCUCGCCGCCGCGCCCUCCUGGCACCGGUACUUACAAGCUUUAUGGCAAACCACUAAUGUACUCGCCCUCCAUCGUGUGUACGCUGUAUCUUUGUACUGUAUAGUGACGAUUUUCUUCAGACAUCAUCUCUAUGUAUGGACAGUAUUCUCUCCUAAACUACUGUAUGACUUUGUGGCGACUGUAUUCACCACGCAAGCGUUAACUUCUAUAGCACAAAUUGUUGGUCUAACGCACUUCACGAGUUGGCUCGCCAAAACGCUUACUUAUAAGUCAAAACUGUGAUAUUAGUACUUUAUUUUGUAUAGUUUUUAUCAGUAUUAAGCUAUAUUAAUGUUUUAUAAAGAAAUAAAUACUAUAGUAACAUAAUAAUUCAAUGCAUCCAUCUGUUUUGAGUGAUUAUAAUCAGACUUGAGGCAUUUUUGAAAAAAAUUGUUAUCUAAAAGACACCGAGAAUUGAAUCUGGAGCUUUCAAAAUACACCUACACUCGUCUAUAUGAACCUUAUUCAUAAAAACUCCAACCGUCUCGUAAGUCUUAUUUAGUUAUCGAUUGAAGUGUUUUGUCUUUUUCUUUUACGCUCGAUUCCCAAUUUGCAAGACUGUAACAAAACACUCUAAUAAAUUAAAAUAGGUUUGUAGGAAGUUGCCACUUUUAUGAAUAAGAAGGUAAUAUUAUAAAGAGGAAAGAUUUGAAUAUUUGUAUGUUUAUUUGUAAUAGAUAAAUUUAAAAAAUAUUGAAUGAAUUUUAAAACAUUGUUUCGCCUAUAAUAAAAAGAUGCAUCGUGUCUAUGUUGUAUACCCGUGUGGAGCUGGAGCGGAUCGCUAGUCUUUAAUACAUUUAUAAUAACAUGUCUACGUUGAUUGUUAUUCUUCAUUCUUUAAAAAUAAUGUGUACUACCUACUGAUUUUUAUUAGUUUAAGAAAAUUCACCGUGUGUCAGUGCCAUCACUUGAACACCUGCACGUGUGCACGAUUGUGAUAUUAUAGUUACCCGACUGCCAAAAAGAGGGUAAUAUUUUCGGGUUUGUGUGGAGUAGUUUAUUCAAUUGUAACGCUUAUACCUAAGAACAUCUGUUUAGUUAUUGAUCUCUCUUUAGAGAAACCGAUUAUUAUUAUUUAUUUAUUGGCAUAAGAAUUGCCACAUUUUGAAUAAUUUAUUGUAUAUUAAUAUGAUAUUAAUUUUAUUUUUUAAUUUGUAAUUGAAAUUAAAAAAAAAAACUAUAAAAAAAUAAAUAAUAAAACAAUAAAUAUCUGCAACAAUUUCUUUAUUAGCAACUUUAUUUGGGACCACCAUGUUUUUAAUUUUCAUAUCUUUAUCCAUUUAUCUCCUUUACAUUAUUAAGAUUCUACACCAAACCAAAAGUCUUAUUUUUAAUAAAAUCUAACAUUAGUUGUGGAAUUUUCUAUACAUUUAUCACUACAAAAAUAGAUACAGGGCAAACUUCACAUUGUUAUGUGAGAAGUACAAUCAAUGAAUAUUAUAUUGAAAAAUUUAAGCACUGUCUGUGGGCAAAAAACUACUUUCAUGGCUUAAUUACAAAUUUGCUUUGCUAUUCAGAUUCGAAUCUAGGUUUAAAUUUUUCAAUCUAAUAUUUAACAUGUCCGAAUAGAUAUAGGUCUUGCUACUUCAUAAAACUAAUUAUCCAUUUGUUGGGGCGCAGUCACGUGAAGUUAAUAUGUAAGCAUUUUAGUACUUUGUUACUAAUUACUUUAGUAACAUUUUUAUUAGAAAUGCGCUAAACAUACACGUUUACUAAAGAUGUAGAUCGUUCAUACUAAGUUUUUACAUGUGAUAUAUUGUUCCGACAAUCAUCUCCACCAAAAUACAUAGCAAAAACACAUAUAUUGAUAUUGUAUUUUUCCUUUGACGAUUUUUCCUUCACAUAUUUCGGAGGAAACGAGGGGUUCCACUAAUUUCAACUUUGCAACCUUAUUCUAAUGUAAUUACAUGAACUUGUCUAUGCGUAGUAGUAAGCAACAGCUCUGUAUAAACGUGAUUGUCUAAAUAAACCGAUUUAUAUAAAAAUA